This is a messenger RNA of Thlaspi arvense, 1278 nucleotides long. The record is from the annotation of a GenBank genome assembly. NCBI's taxonomy places the organism in Eukaryota, Viridiplantae, Streptophyta, Magnoliopsida, Brassicales, Brassicaceae.
AUGCUAAACGACCAAAGGAGAUCUCAAGGAUUGUUUAAGAUGAGCAAUAUCAGUGACUUGCCUGACGAUUUACUCGUGAAGAUAUUGUCAUCGAUCCCGACAAAAGAUGUUGUGGCCACGUGUCUUUUAUCGAAACGGUGGGAGUCUCUCUGGACGAAUGUGACGAGGCUGGAAUUCGUUGACAAAUCUCUGCUCUCACAUCAGUGUCCCAAUCUAGAAAGCCUGCAUUUCAAAUUAAAGUCAGGGUAUGCUUGUAGAGAAAUCGGAUUGUGGAUUCGAACCGCAAUCAACCGUCACAUACGCGAGCUUACAAUCGAGUGUGGCGAUAUCUUGAUCCAUUUGCCAUUUAGAUUAUUAACCUGCGAAACACUUGUGAUCUUGAAACUCAAAGGUUGGUUCGAUCUAAACAUUCCUUUGACUGCCUCUCUUCCUUCCCUCAAGACUCUUCACAUUGUUCUCCUUAGGGAAUCAAACUACGAAUCGUUUUCUAAGCUUUUAUCGAACUGUCCACUUCUUGUUGACCUCAUGGUGGAACAAAGAAAAAGCAAUGCCAUGUCAACGCUUAAUAUCACGGUACCUUCGCUGCAGAGAUUGUUCAUGAGAACAGUAGUUGAGGGUGAGAGUGACUUGAGAUAUUCUUCUAACGAGAAGCAUACUCCAAAGGUUGAGAUAAAUGUUCCUUCUUUGAAGUACUUAAACAUUGACGACAACUGUAAUGACUUUGAUGUCGCUAAGAACUUGCCUCAAGUUGUUGAGGCAAGUAUCAAAGCUAAUGAAACAUCUACCAAAGCUUUCCUCAUGUCUCUUACCAGUUCAGCCAAGCGUCUUUCUUUAUAUUCAGUGAAGUCAGAGGACAUGGAUCUUAGUUUCUUCUAUCAACUUGUACACUUGGAGCUAUGCACAUCUGCAAAUGGGUGGGUGAAGUUACUUGCACACAUGCUUAAAUGUUCCCUUACACUACGAGUUCUCAAGCUUUUCAAUGAACAUUCUAACUGGUGGAUGCGUCCACUGGAUCGCUGGGACCCGCCGAGCUCUGUUCCAGAGUGUAUGAUGUCAAGUCUUGAGACACUAGAGUGGAGAGAAUACUUAGGGAGAGACAUAGAUGUGGAGAUUUUGAGUUAUCUCCUGAAGCAUUCGUCAUCUUUGAGGACGGUGAAGAUAUCCUCUGAUGAAUCCAAGUCCGUGGAAGAAACGCAUCAGAUGGUCGAUGACUUAGCUUGUGUGUUUAUAGAUUCACCGAAUGCAAACUUGUGUUCGACUUAUGAAGUUGUGUUUUGA